AUGCUUCGAAUGAAGGUCCCGGACUGGAAGUGCGUGUUUACUCAGAUCCAACUCUACUACAAGCGCUUCCAGCUGAUGGGUGGCAAGGGGGCGCAUGUAGAGCCAACCGGCAGCUGCAUGCCGAGCCCAGCCUCAGCGCCCUCGAGCUCGGACCAGACUCCAGUUCCAGUCGUCCCCGAGGAGGCAAGAAAAAAUGACUAA
Molecule: messenger RNA, 201 nt
Organism: Protopolystoma xenopodis
Lineage: Eukaryota; Metazoa; Platyhelminthes; Monogenea; Polystomatidea; Polystomatidae
Source: the annotation of a GenBank genome assembly